CAUUAUUAUUAUUAUAUUUGUGUGAUAUUAUGUCGGAUGAAGUGGUUAUAAUAUAAAGCCACCGGUAUAUUUGGUUAAGUCACGCGUGAAUAAAUUAUGCAAUGUGAAUAAUAAAGUAAAAGUGUAGUCCGAGACUCGGACAAUUUGCAAACGUGGUUUAGUGACACCUGACCUACAUAUUGUUUAUAAUACGCGUUUACAAACCGCGACGACGACGUAACAUUAAUUACAUUACGUCUACGAAAGUGUAAUUAAAAAAAUUUAAAUAAUAAAUUUAAAUAGUCAUUGAGACUUUUAAAUAACAAUUAAACUCCACCGACGUCUUCCAUCGGCUUCCAUUAUCAUAAAUAAUUAAUAUAUCACCUAGAUUUAAUGUAAUGACAUUAAGUAACAUUACAUAAAGUACAAUAUACUCAUUACAUGACAUACUUUGGUCAUUUUCACUUUCAUUCACUCUCUGACGUCUUAUAAACUUUUGGCGGGAAACUUAAUUCUGAGAUGGAAAUUCAAAUAAUAGAAAUUUAUCGCGCGGUAAAUAAAUAAAUUAAAUAUAAAAAGAAAAUAAUUUAAAUUUUUUAAGAAAAAUAUAAAAAAAAAUUUGUAGAGGGCGAGGCGAGACCGCGGGCUAGAGAGUGAAAUUAAAAAAAGGCGGGUAAAAAAUAAUAAUUUAAAAAAAAAAAAUAAAAAAACGUAACGAUGACACAGUCGAAACUCGCGUCUGCGCCUGAGUUGAACUAUUAGUCCGUUGGUAUCACCCAGCGUGUGUGCACAUCCCUGGGGUCCAUUUGCUGCUGUCAGUGAGUACAAUAGAUCCUCACGAUCCCAGGGAUCAUAAUAAUAAUUAUCGUAACCACGGUCUAUUCACUACCUGGAGCCGGGUCUCCAUCUUCUCCGCGUAAAAAACCCGUAGGUAAAAACUUUAGCCUUGAGCAGUAAAAAAAAAACGUGGAUUUAAAAUAUUAUUACUCGUACUCGUGUGUGCACUCGAUACUACAUAUGAAUAAUAAUGAUAAUAUAUAGUAGUUGUGUGGACAUAUGUGUGUUGUUUGUGUCGAUGUCGGUGUCGGUGUCGGUGUAAAUGUGUAACGUGUGUAUAAGACGAUGAGAGACGAGACACUCGCUUGACUAAGGGAGUGCCGUGGAGUUUUAUGUGAUUCGUUCUCUCUUUAAAUUUCCCUCUCUCUUUAUCGGCACCCGUUUUCUCUGUCCACCUCGUCUGGUAUCGUCUGCUGGUGCUGCUCCUGCUACUGUAUACUAAAGAGUGUAAGUGAAGUGGCCUACAGACCUACAUUUGUCUAACGCACCAUUUUUUUUACUUGCCCAAGACGCGGCCCCACCGGGCAUUAUUUUUUUUAUUAUUAUUUUUUUACAGUGGGUCCAGACAUCCUGGUCCAGUAAAUGUGCGACAAACAGCCAUGAAUUGUUACCUCGACAAUUACAUUAAUUAUUCUCGUUAUAAUUACAAUAAUAACAAUAAUAAUAAUAAUUAUUAUCACUACCAUUAUUAUUAUUUAAAUAAUUGCUGGUGCUCCGAUAAUUCCCAGUAAGGAUAAUAAUAAUAAUAAUAAAGUAAAUGACGUGCCGGCGCGGACUGAGUUGUGAUGGCUGGUUAUUUAUUUUUUAUUUACAAAAAAAAAGCUGGACGUUGAGGCGACACUAGGAUCACGGAGCCGGCAAGUGAGAACCACAAAUAUACAAAAAUAAAUUAAAGGUACUGUUGUUUUUAUCUGGACAUUGGGAAUGGAAAAUCCUGGGAGAUAGAGAGUAAAAAAAAAGCUGGCGAAAAGGAGCACCGACUUUUGAGGUUGAUAAAAUAUUUGGUGAGCAUCAACGACAGCAUUCGAGACAAAGAGGACAAAGAAGAUAAAGAAGAGUGAGAAUAAGAUUGGUGUUUUCCGGAAUGCGUGAAGAACGAAUGGCAUCGACUUCGACGGGUGACAACGUCAUGGCAAACACGCCGACGCCCGAGUCAACUUCUAGCCAAAUAAAUAUUAUUAUUAGCAACACCAGCGAUAAUAAUAUUAUUAUUAAUAAUAGUAGCUGUAGUAAUGAUAGUAACGAAGUAAAUGAAGGUGACGUGGUACUGACGUCCACGAGUAAUCAUCCGAGUAAGAGACUUGCACUUGAUCACGACUCAGGCGGGGGUGGAUGUGCAGGCGGAGGGAAUUCGAGCUCUGCGUCAGCCAGCGGUGGGUUGGACACUGGGCCCAACGGCGGUGCCAGCGGGUACAGCGGUGCCGGAAACACUUCCAGUGGGAAUCCCACCAGUGGGAAUAUUGGCGCCAACUCAUCAUCAAAUUCAAAUGGCACCGGUAAUAAUGGAGCGUCUAGUGUCGGCGCUGGUAAUCAAAAUGUCGGCAGUACCGGGCAAGUAGUCCCACCCGGUGGUAACGUAUGUCAUCCUGGUCUCGGGCAAGUCGGUAUCGUUACCGGGUCGGUACCCGGGCCCUCAGACUAUCCGGACACCAAAGAUGUAAUUGAAGAACUGUGUCCGGUUUGUGGUGAUAAAGUAUCCGGUUAUCAUUAUGGAUUAUUGACGUGCGAGUCAUGCAAAGGUUUUUUCAAACGUACUGUACAAAAUAAAAAGGUCUACACGUGUGUCGCCGAACGCUCCUGUCAUAUUGACAAGACUCAGAGGAAACGAUGUCCGUUCUGCAGGUUCCAGAAGUGCCUUGAAGUCGGCAUGAAACUCGAAGCGGUACGAGCGGACAGAAUGAGAGGCGGUAGGAAUAAAUUUGGGCCAAUGUACAAGAGAGAUAGGGCGCGAAAGCUACAGCUUCUUCGACAACGUCAGCUCGCAUUGCAAACAAUAAGAGGGAGUCUGGGCGACCCGUCAAAUUAUCCGUCAGCAGUGACGCCAUUUCUGCAUAUAAAGCAAGAGAUACAAAUACCUCAGGUGUCUAGUUUGACAUCUUCACCGGACUCGAGUCCGUCACCGGCAGCAGUCGCUGCUGGACUUGUCACCACCCAGCCCACCGGUAACAACAACAAUAACAACAACAACAAUAAUAACAACAACAAUGGCGGUGGUAAUGCAGGUCAGCAUCAAUUGAUAGCACCGUCGACGCAGCCGACGUUGUCGGGCGGGAAUCAUCUGUACAAUCCAAACCCAAGCCUUGACGGUAAACUCUGGGCUGCAAACUCCACUACCUCCAGUCCCAAGGCCUUCAACUUUGGCGAACAAUCGAGUCAAGGCCACGGUCCUAAUUCUGGGACGACCUCAUCAACAGCAACAACACUUAAAACUAGUCCGAUGAUACGCGAAUUCGUACAAUCUGUUGACGAUCGCGAGUGGCAGGCCUCACUCUUCGGGCUACUGCAGAAUCAAACCUAUAAUCAGUGUGAAGUUGAUUUAUUUGAACUUAUGUGCAAAGUGCUCGAUCAGAAUCUCUUUUCACAAGUCGAUUGGGCGAGAAAUUCCGUCUUCUUCAAAGAUCUCAAGGUUGAUGACCAAAUGAAAUUACUGCAACAUUCAUGGUCGGAUAUGCUGGUACUUGAUCAUCUUCACCAGAGGUUACACAAUAAUUUACCAGAUGAAACAACUCUGCACAACGGCCAAAAAUUUGAUCUCCUCUGUCUCGGCCUACUUGGAGUUCCCUCACUAGCUGAUUUAUUUAAUGACUUGUCACAAAAAUUGCAAGAACUUAAAUUUGAUUUAUCGGAUUACAUAUGUGUCAAAUUUUUGAUGCUACUUAAUCACGAGGUACGUGGAUUGGUGAACAAGAAACAUGUCCAAGAGGGUCAUGAACAAGUACAACAAGCGCUUUUGGAUUAUACAUUAACGUGUUAUCCAUCCCUACCGGAUAAAUUCAACAAACUACUGGCAGUAUUACCAGAAAUCCACGUGGUAGCAAGCCGAGGUGAAGAUCAUCUGUAUCAAAAACACUGCAACGGUGGCGCACCAACGCAGACCUUACUUAUGGAAAUGUUACACGCCAAGAGAAAAUGAAACAAUCCAACAGUAAUAUUAAUAUUAGUAAUAAAAUUAACAAUAUUAAUAUUAAUAAAAUUAAAAAUAAUAAUAAUUAUAAUAUUAAUAUUAAUAUUAAUAUUAAUAAUAACAGUACUAUUAACAAUAACAACAGUCUCGCUGUAUUAUUGUAAAUGUCACUUAAGUCCCGGUAUAGUUAUCGAUUUAAUUACAAUACAAUUACGUACCUCAUACAUCAAAUAAGAGUGACAGUUUAUUUUUUAUUUUAUUAUUAUUAAAUAAUAAUAAUAAUAGACAAAAGUAAUUCAACUUACAAUCACUAUCACUCUAUGCCAUUUCAAAUCUACUGAUUUAUUUUAAAAACGGAUUAAUAAUUAAAAGGGGUCUACGUGGUCGUUUCAUUAUUAUUUUAUUUACAACAACAACAAUAAUAAUUACAACAAUAAUGAGUUAUUUUAAAUUCAUAAAUCACGACAAUUACACGAGGGAAUUGUUAAAUUAUUAUUUUAUGAGAAAAAUGUAUUUUAAAAAAAACUACAUAUAUAUAUGUAUAAAAAAAACAAUACGAUAUAUUUUCUAUAUUUGAUGUUCAAGUUUUAGAGAUGUAUCACGGGUAAAAGAUAAAGAUAAUGAUAAUUAUAAUGACGUUAAUUAAAUUGAUAUAUUUUGUUGUUUAAAUUUUUGUUUAUAAAUUAACCGCCAAUAUUUGAAUGUUUAAUUUAAAAACUGAUUUAAAUAAUAACCCUGGGUUUUAUAUAUAUAAUACUAUUAUUUUAAGUAUUUGUGAUAUUUUAUUUGACACGAAUGAUAAAAUUAAAGUUUCUUUUAAUAUUUAUUUGAUAUGUGAAAAUAAUUCGUACUUGCUGAUGAUUCAG
Microplitis mediator is the source of this 4806-nucleotide messenger RNA. RefSeq names its product nuclear hormone receptor FTZ-F1 (gene ftz-f1). Gene Ontology annotation, cellular component: RNA polymerase II transcription regulator complex. The coding region runs from base 1901 to 3949 and encodes 682 amino acids. Gene Ontology annotation, biological process: hormone-mediated signaling pathway; tissue development; regulation of transcription by RNA polymerase II. Lineage: Eukaryota; Metazoa; Arthropoda; Insecta; Hymenoptera; Braconidae. The record is from RefSeq and is a predicted model, not a curated record. The transcript is spliced from 6 exons. Gene Ontology annotation, molecular function: RNA polymerase II cis-regulatory region sequence-specific DNA binding; nuclear receptor activity; zinc ion binding.